Messenger RNA from Ceratotherium simum simum (southern white rhinoceros), 1895 nucleotides. RefSeq names its product phosphatidylinositol 4-kinase type 2 alpha (gene PI4K2A). The record is from RefSeq and is a predicted model, not a curated record. Gene Ontology annotation, molecular function: 1-phosphatidylinositol 4-kinase activity. Gene Ontology annotation, biological process: phosphatidylinositol phosphate biosynthetic process; endosome organization; Golgi organization. Lineage: Eukaryota; Metazoa; Chordata; Mammalia; Perissodactyla; Rhinocerotidae. Gene Ontology annotation, cellular component: endosome; plasma membrane; trans-Golgi network.
CGCCGCGACCUGGUUGGCCAGGCGGGGGUUGGGGGCGUCGCGGAUUGGUCCCGGCCGCGAGCUCAGCGGUGCGGGGUGCCCCGGGUCCCGGAGCCCGCGGCCUGAGGGAUGGACGAGACGAGCCCACUUGUGUCCCCCGAGCGGGCCCAACCCCCGGACUACACCUUCCCGUCCAGCUCGGGCGCUCACUUUCCGCAGGUGCCGGGGGCCGCGGUCCGAUUGGCGGCGGCGGCCGGCCAGGCCCCCUCUCCGCCGGGCUCGCCAGGCCACGACCGGGAGCGGCAGCCACUGCUGGAUCGGGCCCGGGGCGCGGCGGCCCAGUGCCAGACCCAAACCGUGGCGGCGCAGGCCCAAGCCCUGGCCGCCCAGGCCGUGGCGGCGGCGCACGCCGCGCAGGCACACCGCGAGCGGAAUGAGUUCCCGGAGGACCCCGAGUUCGAGGCCGUGGUGCGGCUGGCCGAGCUGGCCAUCGAGCGCUGCAUCUUCCCCGAGCGCAUCUACCAGGGCUCCAGCGGGAGCUACUUCGUCAAGGACCCUCAGGGGAAGAUCAUUGCUGUCUUCAAACCCAAGAAUGAAGAGCCAUAUGGGCACCUUAAUCCUAAGUGGACCAAGUGGCUGCAGAAGCUGUGCUGUCCCUGCUGCUUUGGCCGUGAUUGCCUUGUCCUCAACCAGGGCUAUCUCUCAGAGGCAGGGGCCAGCCUGGUGGACCAAAAACUAGAACUCAACAUUGUACCCCGUACAAAGGUAGUAUACCUGGCCAGUGAGACCUUCAACUAUAGUGCCAUUGACAGAGUGAAGUCCAGGGGAAAGCGGCUUGCGCUAGAGAAAGUGCCAAAAGUUGGGCAGCGGUUUAACCGUAUCGGGCUACCACCAAAGGUUGGUUCAUUCCAGCUCUUUGUUGAAAGCUACAAAGAUGCAGAUUACUGGCUACGGCGUUUCGAAGCAGAACCUCUCCCUGAGAACACUAACCGGCAACUACUGCUGCAGUUUGAGCGGUUGGUGGUGCUGGAUUACAUCAUCCGCAACACUGAUCGAGGCAAUGACAACUGGCUGAUUAAAUAUGACUGUCCGAUGGAUAGUUCUAGUUCUCGGGACACAGACUGGGUGGUGGUGAAGGAGCCUGUUAUCAAGGUGGCUGCCAUAGACAAUGGGCUGGCUUUCCCCCUGAAGCAUCCUGACUCCUGGAGAGCAUAUCCUUUUUACUGGGCCUGGUUGCCCCAGGCAAAAGUCCCAUUCUCUCAGGAGAUCAAAGAUCUGAUUCUUCCAAAGAUAUCGGACCCUAAUUUCGUCAAGGACUUGGAGGAGGACCUAUAUGAACUCUUCAAGAAAGAUCCUGGUUUUGACAGGGGCCAGUUCCAUAAGCAGAUUGCUGUCAUGCGGGGACAGAUCCUAAAUCUGAGCCAGGCCCUGAAAGACAACAAGAGUCCCCUGCACCUCGUCCAGAUGCCGCCUGUGAUUGUCGAGACGGCCCGUUCCCACCAGCGGUCCGCUAGCGAUUCCUACACACAGAGCUUUCAGAGUCGGAAGCCCUUCUUUUCGUGGUGGUAGCCUGAGAGGCAGACAAAGGCAUAUUGUCUGAGACUUGGGCUGGGAGGAAGCCUGGGGAGUGGGUUGCAGGAAAAGCCAGAGAAGCCAGUGGAGAACAGUGCCCUUAAGAGCUCUCCCUGUCUGCUCAUCACCCCACUCAGGGCUUUCCCAAGCACAGGGAGAAGCACAAUCAGAGGGACAGUCAGUGCUGUUGGGGCACUUCUGAGUGCUGGAACUCCAUGCAAGUAGUUCAGAUGCCAGGAAAGGAGCAUCUCCCUUCCAACGUCUCCUGGGGACAGGCUGGGAAAUUCCCCUCCCUCCCUGACACCCUGCUCUGUUUCAAUUCUUCAUUAUAUUCUGCAUCAGAA